CUCUGCAGUGCAUUUGCCCGGCUACAGUGGCGCAGGCUUUCACACUAUUCCCAGACCUCUCCUGUUUGGAAAACCGACCUCUAUCGACAUGAACGCGCGCGAGACCAAGAUGUCCGUUUACGCCAAAAAGAUCGUUAAUUCCCAUUUAGUCAAAUGAACCCAACCGCGCCGGCCAAUGUAGCCGACUAGUGUUCAGUUCUGCUCGCGAGCGUUGUGUUUACUGGAUAUUUUGUUUUUACACCAUUUGGAUUGACCGAAAGCAUCUUGUUUUCCCCCACACAUCAGUCGGAUCGGAGAAAGAGGUUCGACUUUUUUUUUCCAUCCGGGAGUCUGGGAUAAUAUGUCAAGACGAAAACAGACCAACCCUUUCAAAGUGAAUUGGCCUUUUCACACGACUGGGUUGUCCGGCCCGCAGCACACUUUUGAGAUGGACGCUAGAGACGACUUCAUUGAGGACGGCGAAUGCAACUCACAGGAACCUGAAGAGCAAGACAGCACAAGUGACGACGGUGACAGUGAUUUCGAUAAAGACGACGACUCAAAUGCCUCGGCUGAUGACAGCAUGACGAGUAUUAAGAGCAGUCACUGCCACAUACUGCAGGAUGACGUCAAGGAGGAGAGCGAGGAAGGAGCUGACCAUGGGAGUUUUGUUUGUCCUCUUUGUUCCAUGGAGUUCAGUAGCGCUGACCAGCUCAUCGCACACGUUUAUCAGCACACAGCUGUGGGUGGCAGUAAGAGUUAUGUCUGUCCUGUUUGUGGACGAGCUCUCAGUUCUCCGGGCUCUCUUGGCCGUCAUCUUCUCAUCCAUUCAGAGGACCGUCUGUCCAACUGUGCAGUGUGUGGAGCUCACUUUACAGACACCAACAACUUCAACAGGGAAAAGUUGAAGGAAUUCCUCGACACAAGCAGUAUAGAGAUCAACAGUGACGGUGAGUCCUGCGCCAUGUCCAACCCUCUACCCAGAAGUCCUACAACAAACCCCAGCACAAAUCCUGGUCCUGUACUGACCUCAAUGCCAGACGGACUUCUCUCUUCUGCUCCCCCUCUUCCAUCACUUUCUGGCAGCCUCAGUCCUUCCAGCACGGGCCUUCCGCCUCUUCCAGACCUCAUGAGCCCAAUGCCUGUGUACCCAGCUGGGGUUUUGUUGGUCUGCAACAGCUGUGUAGCCUACCAGCAGCUCGUGGAUGCCCAGUCGCCGUCCAUGAGGAAAUGGGCGAUCCGUAGGAAGAACGAACCCGUGGAGGUGCGGAUGCAACGGCUCGAACGGGAGCGAACUGCCAAGAAGACAAAACGGGCAUGCGAGACACCGGAGGAGCGAGAGAUGCGGCGCUUGCGAGACCGUGAGGCAAAGCGAAUGCAAAGGAUGCAAGAGACUGACGAACAACGGUCACGUCGUCUACAGCGUGACCGGGAAGCCAUGCGACUCAAACGGGCCAAUGAGACACCAGAGAAGAGGCAGGCACGGCUAAUCCGUGAGCGGGAGGCCAAGAGGCUAAAGCGACGCUUGGAGAAGAUCGACCCAUCGCUGAGAAACCAGAUUGAACACGAUCCUGCUGCAAUGGCGGCGCUCACUGCUGAUAUGAGUCUGUUCCAGUUUUCAUUCCCCAUGUCCGUUCCCUCCAUGGACAAUGGACUGUUUAUGAAGCUUCCCUAACAAGCACAGCGCGACCUUUGAGAAGAAACUGCUAUUCUUGAAGAAUAAUGAUCUUGAUCACUUGUAACUGCGAUAGGAAUGUUAUGGUCUUGUAGUUUCCAGGAGGUGCUCGCCCUGACAGCAAUUUGGAGUGAUGUUGGCUCUAGACUUCAUUUUACAACAGCGGAUUUGAAGCAGCAUGAAAGACCCAAGAGCUGCAAUACAACAAUGUUGAACAGAGUUCAACUUUAGGCAGCAAUGCACAGAAGGACUACCACUGGGAGUGCAGACAGAAAAGAUAACAUGAUCUGCUGCCUGAUUCAUUUGGAUAUUGCAGAUGAGGUUGCUCUACAAGACAGGCAAUUCCUUGGAACCCCAAGGGUGGUGGAAUACAGUAGUCAACAGUGAGAACAAAUAAGACCAAAGCUGGGCAAUGUUUAGUAGACUACAGUGAAAUUUUCAAGAACCGCCUUAUCCCUUUAGCUAUGACCUCAGAGAAAACUCUAAUAGCAGGGAUCAUGUAGAUGAUUUUCCCAUAUGGUGGUCAGAUAGGGGACAGCUGGAUCUGAGUCCUCAACUAUCAUCUCUGGUCAAGUAGGAAUACCUACUAGGAAUUGACAAUAUGGCGGCUUGCCGAACUCCAUAGAAGUGAUUGAAUUGCUGUCAGUAUGAACAAACCUUCAUGUAACAUGACUUGAUUUACAUAAUCAUCUGAACUUUAUAAGAAAUUCUGACAUUCAUCAAAAGACAAAUACACUUCCCUGUCUAUAAGCAUGUUUUAGAAGAUUAGUCUACUUUACUUUCAAGGCUCAGACUUUUUGCCAUCUUUCUUCAGAGACCCUUCAAUUCAAUGGGUUCUUUGUUUGCACACGGACCUUACAGUGACAGGAGUGAGACGUGUAGCCACACUCCACACUCAGCCUACUGUUCAAAUCUGCCAGUCUGAAUGACCCGAAUUUACCUGCAACUCACCUCCCAGGACCUUAAAUUGGGUCGCUACUAGCUCAUAUUUUCACAGAACCAACUACCUCACCAUGGGCUUUUUGCAUGGCCUAGUCAAACCUGUGGAUCACAGGCACCAUGCAGGUCCACACACUGACUCUACGUUCCCUAUGCCAACACCUACUACAGUCCAGGGGUGUCCAAUCUUGCUCCUGGAGGACCACCUUCUUCAACAGUUUAUUCACAGUCUUAAUUAACUAGACUCUUGAGCCAUCUAAACAAGGUAUUCAAUAGGUGUGUCCAAAGUCACAUACUUAUAAGCUAUUCUACGCCAUUUUGUUAUAUAAAUAGUAUUUCAAGUUGUUAAUUCAUACUAAACAAUUCUAAAAAGAAUAAGUGCAAUUUAUAUACUUGGAUGAUGCACUUAUUCGACUUAAUAAAUAGAAGUCUAGUAUGUUGCACUCAACAGUCGCAGCUUUGUUAAAGUAGCGGAAGGUAAGGAGCUAUCGAGCACUGAGGUGGGAUUACUUUUAUUUAUUUUGGAUUGUGCAUGCAAAAUCUUCCUACAUAAGCAAUUACAAGUACACAUGACAAGGUACUAUGAGGAAGUUUGGUCUUUUAUUUUACAAAUUUGCCAACAUUAAACGUCAUACGGGAAACGGUUUGGAUUUCCCUUUAUUGAAAAUUUGGGAGGAUACUUAACUCAUGCACUACAUAAUUGAGUGUAUAAGUGCACAGUGUAUCAGUGCGUAAUGUAUAGUUUGUCGAUUGGGACGCAACUAAUGUGACUCAACCUCUAGCCAGUGUACAUUGGAGUAAAUCUUUGGUCCUCCUGGAGCAAGAUGGACACCCGUGCUAUAAUCAUUACCUUAUAUGUUUAUUGAAACAACAACUUACUUAAAUGCUGUUUGAAUGCCGCUGACCCAGAUGGUGAAAUCUACGUGGGCUUGCAGCCUUGUGGUUUUUGCAAAUGCAGUUUAAGGUCAACAAGAUCUUGCUGACAGCCUAUUUGUCAAUAUUUACGAGGAUGCAACCUUCACUAUGCCCCUCGGUUCACCCUUUAGUUGAGCCUGGAUUUGGAAGCAGACCAAUACCCGAUUGUCUGUGUGGCAUUACAACACCAAAGUGUGGACUUCAAGGGCUGAGGGUGCCAUUUGGGACAAGGCCUCUAUUGGAGAUGUUGUCCCUUUCAAAAGAGGAACGUCAUUACUGUGGAUGUACUGUUAGAUAUUGUUUCGAAGCACAUUCAGACGCACUUCUCUGACCUCCUAACGGCUUUAUCUAGCUUAUCGCAAUGCUACACGGGUUGAUGCUUGUCUAGGAACUCAGGGAUGGUGUGGAUCAUCUGCAUCUUUACGCCCUGAGAACACAGAGGAGCAGGAGACCUCCUCUUCAUAAUCAUACUCGAUCAGACACA
Messenger RNA from Danio aesculapii, 3992 nucleotides. RefSeq names its product zinc finger protein 821 (gene znf821). Gene Ontology annotation, molecular function: DNA-binding transcription factor activity, RNA polymerase II-specific; RNA polymerase II transcription regulatory region sequence-specific DNA binding. The transcript is spliced from 6 exons. Gene Ontology annotation, cellular component: nucleus. Bases 341 to 1654 code for a protein of 437 amino acids. The record is from RefSeq and is a predicted model, not a curated record. Gene Ontology annotation, biological process: regulation of transcription by RNA polymerase II. Lineage: Eukaryota; Metazoa; Chordata; Actinopteri; Cypriniformes; Danionidae.